Leptopilina boulardi is the source of this 1565-nucleotide messenger RNA. RefSeq names its product protein unc-79 homolog. The record is from RefSeq and is a predicted model, not a curated record. Gene Ontology annotation, molecular function: protein binding. The coding region runs from base 222 to 1565 and encodes 447 amino acids. Lineage: Eukaryota; Metazoa; Arthropoda; Insecta; Hymenoptera; Figitidae. The transcript is spliced from 10 exons.
UACAACAAAUCUUGUCCUUAAGAGAGUAAUAUUAAAUAGUUUUUGAGGGUGAUGAUAUAUAGUGUGAAUUUGGUGAUUCGCCAUCCACAGUGGGUCAAUACUGCGUGCGCAUUCCAUCCUUGUGCGAUUGCGAAGAGCAGUAUGGACCAGAAGUAGAGAUUCAUAAAGCCGUUAUAAAAAGCAUUGACUACUUCUGACGUCAAUUAUCAAAACAAUAAAAAAUGGGAACGAAAUUUGCUGCAUAUACUCUGAAGCUGACAUGCUUGCACGAGUAUUACCAAAGACUUUUAUAUGGAAGUUUACCUAUUCCAAGUGGGUUUGAUAUGGCAAAUACAAUUAAAUUUUUCUCACAAACACUCUUAGGCCUAUUAAAAGAAGUACGGGAUUCACCUCUAGAAAUGAUGCAAUCACAAGCUCUUGAUAAUGAGAGAAUGGCAAUGUAUCCCAGUCUAGAUUACAAACAGCUCUAUAACGCCUUAACGCAGUUAAUGGAUGUUGUUCCUUUGGUACACAUUGGAUUACAUGCAUUUGGGCAAGCUAUAUUACAGUGUCUCGCUUGUCUAUUACCAUUUUUGGAAAAUGACUUGAUUGAUAAUGUACCAUAUUUGACUGCGAGUGCUGUUGCUGUCUUUCCAGUUGAAUUACAUCAAGAAAUCAUCAAUUAUCUUUGUUAUUACAUUCUUCCUUUCACACUUACAAGAAAAACUGAAGAUGGUUCAGAGAACUAUGCAAGUCAGUCCGUAUCAACAGUAAUCAUGAUGGUUCUACAAUAUUCCAAUAAUUCUGCUCAUCACUGUCAGAUUCUUGAAUGUGUAAUGACAUUUAAACGAGAAAUAAUAAAAGACAUUUUAUGUGUCGUUGCAUAUGGCACAUCAUAUGCAAGAAUAUCUGCGGCUAAAUUACUGAUAUAUUACUGGCCUACUGUUAAUCAAAACUUAUUUGAUCGCCGCGCACUAUUAUUAAAAUAUGCAGAUGAUUUAGAACCUUUUGCCUGUCAAAGAGAUUUGUGUCCAAAUGCAGGCAGUGUGGAGGCAGGAAAAGUCUGCUACGAUCAUCGUACAUCUAUUACGUUUGCAAACGAAUCACCACCACCAUUAUAUCUUUGCAUCGAAUGUGCUAAUGAAAUACAUCGUGAACACUCAAAUUUAAUAUUCCAUGAUGUAUUACAUCGCAUGCAACAAGUGUCUACUACAUGUGAAAAUAAAAACUGCAGAGCAAAUGAUAAAUCAGCUAUAAGCGUGUGUUUUUCUACAGAAUGUGCAAGUUAUAAUGGAAAUCAUCCAAUACGAUAUUGUGUACAAUGUCACAAUAUUCGACAUAAUAAUAGAAGGGGCAAUGAUCAUAUUUAUCAUACAGCAUUACCUCAAAUUUCAAAAAUGGAUCGUCAAACACAGACUUAUAUGGUACAAGCAAUAAUUAGUUUGCUUAAAGAAUCUGAGCCAUGCAGUGCAGAUAGUAAUAAAGAUAAUUCAGACUUUAGUAACAGUAAAUCUAACGUGAUAUUUUCAGGAGUAUCAGUAACUCCUCAGUUACUUUUACAGGAUAAAAUAACGUUAGAAGAUUGA